Messenger RNA from Oncorhynchus tshawytscha (Chinook salmon), 2831 nucleotides. It is a transcript of the gene knop1, whose product is annotated as lysine-rich nucleolar protein 1. The record is from RefSeq and is a predicted model, not a curated record. The transcript is spliced from 7 exons. NCBI's taxonomy places the organism in Eukaryota, Metazoa, Chordata, Actinopteri, Salmoniformes, Salmonidae. The coding region runs from base 618 to 2378 and encodes 586 amino acids.
UUUUGUUGUUCUGCACGUUUUUGAGAGAGAGAACCACACACACACACACACACACACACACACAGCAUAUGAGAGAGCGAAAAAGAUAAAGACAAAUACGAGGUGUAAAGAAGGGAGAGAAUCAGGAGAUAGGAGAGGAACAGAAGGAGCGUGCCGUUGAGCUUUGUUGCUAUAGACACACGAGGACGAUUCCUAGAAGAGAAUCUGACAGUAUUUCCGGGUCAAGGAGCAGUGCAGCACUGGUGUACACACGUUUCUACGUGAGUCUUAAAAACGGCUUUUCAUGACGAAGUGGUUUUCGUGUCCGAGAAGACAGGAAGAUACAACACCGUGGAAACGGUCUUUAUUGAUCAGGCUCAACGUCUGGCCCUACAGAGGGAGAUAGACAAGGAGUCCCAGUCCACGGUUUCAGUCAGAUCACUGAUGGUCCAAGCCGACACAGGCAACAGGAACGUUACCAUGAAGAAGACGAACAAGAAGAGGGGGAAGGACACCCAUGCUGAGGAUGAGAUCUCAGAAAACACUUCCAUAAACCAGGGGAAUAGCGAAGGAGUGAAGAAGAAAAAGAAGACGAAAGUAGAGACUCUGGUAGAAGAGCAGGUGUCAUCCAAUGGGGAAUGGGGGAAUACGGAAGGAGAGCAGGUGUUAUCCAAUGGGGAAUGGGGGAAUACGGAAGGAGAGCAGGUGUCAUCCAAUGGGGAAUGGGGGAAUACGGAAGGAGAGCAGGUGUUAUCCAAUGGGGAAUGGGGGAAUACGGAAGGGAGCAGGUGUUAUCCAAUGGGGAAUGGGGGAAUACGGAAGGAGAGCAGGUGUUAUCCAAUGGGGAAUGGGGGAAUACGGAAGGAGAGCAGGUGUCAUCCAAUGGGGAAUGGGGGAAUACGGAAGGAGAGCAGGUGAAACAGAAAGGAAAGAAGAAGAAGAAGUUGUCGUCUGAGACUGACACCAACGGUGAGGAAGUCAUGACUAAUGGAAAUGACGGAGGAGGGUGCGGCCAGGAGAAGAAGAAGCAGAAAGGUGUUAACACUGUUAAAACGGAGCUACAGACAGAACACAGUGGAUUAAAGGAUGAGAAAGGAGUAGUGGAAAAUGGGCAGAAGCUGAAAAAGAAGAAGCUGUCUCAGGCAGAAGAGACAGAGAUCAGUGUUGUCAAGGAAGAGGAAGGAGAGGUGAUAGAAAUAAAGAAAGGCAAGAAAAAGAAGGGAAAAACAGAGGAAGGAAAGAAAGUGAAAAAGAUCCCUAAAGCUGCUGAACCAACUGAGGAGAGUCAGGAGGAGGAAGAGGGGGAGAUGAAGAAGAAAAAGAAGGGUAAGAAGAGAGCAGUCGCUGAGAAAGGAGAGACUAAAGAGAAAGAGUGCGGAGAGGCAGAGGAAGAAGUGGUAGUAAAGAAGAAGGGAGCUGAGGCUACAGCAGCAGUACAGGAGGAGGAACAGAAUAACACCAAAAAGAAGAAGGGAGCUGAGGCUACAGCAGCAGUACAGGAGGAGGAACAGAAUAACACCAAAAAGAAGAAGGGAGCUGAGGCUACAGCAGCAGUACAGCAGGAGGAACAGAAUAACACCAAAAAGAAGAAGAAUAAACCCAAGUCCUCCAGCAGCGCUGCAGACACCACCAUGGACACGGAGAGAAAGGAGGUGGGCAAGAAGAAGAAGAGAAAGGCCUCUGCACUAACAGAGGAGGAGGAGGAUGUGUUGGUGGUGGACAAGCGGAAGCCCAAACAUAUGAAAAGGGUGGAUAUGACAGGAGUAGUGGAACAGGUGGAGGACGGAGAGAGCGAGGGAAGGAAAAAGAAGGUGAAGAAGAGCUCUGAGGUAGAGACAGAAAUGGAGGACAGCACCCCUCACCAGAAAGGGAAGAAGGUUAUGACGAAGGGGAAAAAGAAAAUAAAGGUGGAGAGCUGCGACCCUGAAUACCAGGAGAGGGACCAGACAGAUGUGGUUUUCCUGUCAGAGACCAGGGGAAACGCCUUCGAGAUCAAUAUUGAUCAGGGGAGACGCCUGGCCCUGCAGAAUGAGAUCGACCAGAAGUCCAAUCCAGUCCAACUCAAAGCAGCACCGGUACCAUCGGGUUUGGGCCAGUGGGGCACUGCCCAGUUUGACAGUUCCGACCAACAUAGUAAGUUCCUGCGGUUGAUGGGCGGCUUAAAGAAGAGCGGGCAGCCAAUAGCAGCGAGCGGUGCGACGGGAGGGCGGGCCAACAUGGCGCUGACUAAAGACGGACAGCAGAGCUUGCAGCAAGGCCUACUGGGGGAGUUUGAGCGCGCUCAGUCGCGCCGCAUGGACUUCACGGGAAGGGGGGCGGGACUUGGGUUCUCGGCGCCGUCCAAUAAGAAGUUCUCGAUUGACAUCAACACAACCCGAUCGGUGCGCUUCGAUGACUGAGUCGGGACGGACCCUUGAGUGUGUGUCUAGCAUCCAAAAUGGAUUUGGAUGAGUGUGUGUGUGUACCUUUUCUCUUGCAGGGUCUUGGGAGUGUCUGUCGGUGAAUGUGGUGUGUAUGAAUGUAUAUACGGUACCAGUCAGUAGUUUGGACACACUUACUCAUUACAGGGUUUUUCUUUAUUUUUACUGUUUUCUACAUUGUAGAAUAAUAGUGAAGACAUCAAAACUAUGAAAUAACACAUGGAAUUAUGUACUAACCAAAAAAGUGUUAAACAAAUAAAAAUAUAUUUUAUAUGAGAUUCUUCAAAGUAGCCACCCUUUGCCUUGAUGACAGCUUUGCACACUCUUGGCAAAUAUAUUUUAAGUUGAUAUUUUGACUUUUUUUGGUUACUACAUGAUUCCAUAUGUGUUAUUUCAUAGUUUUGAUGUCUUCACUAUCAUUCUACAAUGUAG